GUGAUUGGAAUAACGAAGAGGCAUACGGAUGAGUGAGCCCAAUGAGUGUCGGUGCUGAGCGGCUCGUGGUGUGGGCGCGGGGAUGAGAGGACACCCGGGCUGCUCGGCCAUUCGGCGCUGAGGCGGAGAUCCGCCGCACCGACGCCGCGACCCAUGGGCUUGGCAGGCCGCGCUUCUGGAGUCGAAGAAACCGUCUAGCGCAAAAAAAAAGGUAGCCACACACAACUUUGGGUUCACUGAAUUAUGGAAAUUUUGUGGAAGACGGUGACUUGGAUUUUGAGCCUAGUCAUGGCCGCUUCGGAGUUUGACAGUGACACAAGGCUUUCUUACAGUUCACAAGAGGAAUUCCUUUCUUACCUUGAACAUUAUCAGCUAACGGUUCCUGUCCGGGUGGACCAUAACGGAGAUAACCUGAACGACAAUGAGAAAAACUAUAGGCAUUCAAGGCGAAGGAGAAGUUCGGAUGUUACACCCCGAGAUCCAGCCGAUUCUAAGUUAUUUUACAGACUGUCUGCCUAUGGAAAGCACUUUCAUUUAAACUUAAGUUUAAACACUAAUUUAAUCUCCAGACAUUUUAUCGUAGAAUAUUGGGGAAAUCAUGGUCCAGAAUGGAAACACGAUUUUAUUGAUAACUGCUAUUACGUGGGAUAUGUAAAGCAUGAGCACAGCACUACAAAAGUGGCUGUAAGCAACUGUAAUGGUCUGCAUGGUGUUAUUGUAACAGAAGAGGAUCAGUAUUUCAUUGAGCCAUUACAGAAUAUAUCCAAGGACAAUAACAGUGACCAUAAAUAUGGUGAAGGCCACCCUCAUGUUGUUUACAAGCGUUCCUCCAUUCGACAAAGACACCAGACCAACAUGUCAAACUGCGGAGUUCUAGAAGACCACACACGAAGAAGAAAGCCUUGGUGGUUAAACGAUCUCUCAGCUGUUUCAACCUCGUUGCCAAAUAACAGAACUACAAAUAGUCCCCACCGACAAAAGAGAUCAGUAAGCCUUGAGCGCUUUGUGGAAACUCUGGUAGUAGCGGACAAAAUGAUGGUGGGAUACCAUGGCCGCAAGGACAUCGAACAUUAUAUCCUGUCUGUAAUGAAUAUUGUUGCCAAACUUUACCGUGAUUCCAGUCUAGGAAAUGUUGUGAACAUUAUUAUCACUCGUCUGAUUGUUCUUACUGAAGAUCAGCCAAACUUGGAGAUAAAUCAUCAUGCAGACAAGUCCUUGGACAGCUUCUGUAAAUGGCAGAAAUCCAUUCUUUCUCACCAAAAUGAUGGAAACACCAUUCCAGAAAAUGGGAUUGCUCAUCAUGAUAACGCUGUUUUAAUUACUAGGUAUGACAUCUGCACCUAUAAAAAUAAGCCUUGUGGAACUCUGGGCUUGGCCUCAGUGGCUGGAAUGUGUGAGCCUGAGCGAAGCUGCAGCAUCAAUGAAGAUAUUGGCUUGGGUUCAGCAUUCACAAUUGCACAUGAGAUUGGUCACAAUUUCGGCAUGAACCAUGAUGGAAUUGGAAACUCCUGUGGGACGAAAGGUCAUGAAGCAGCAAAGCUCAUGGCAGCUCACAUUACUGCCAACACCAAUCCAUUCUCCUGGUCUACAUGCAGCAGAGAUUAUAUCACCAGCUUUUUGGAUUCUGGGCGUGGAACUUGCCUGGAUAACGAGCCACCAAAGCGUGAUUUUCUUUAUCCAACAAUAGCACCAGGACAGGUGUAUGAUGCUGAUGAACAGUGUCGGUUCCAGUAUGGCACCACGUCACGACAAUGUAAAUAUGGGGAAGUAUGCAGAGAACUCUGGUGCCUCAGUAAGAGCAAUCGAUGUGUAACCAACAGCAUCCCUGCAGCUGAAGGUACUCUAUGCCAGACAGGAACUAUUGAAAAAGGGUGGUGUUAUCAAGGAGAAUGUGUACCUUUUGGUACUUGGCCUCAGAGUGUAGAUGGGGGCUGGGGACCAUGGUCCAUAUGGGGAGAAUGCAGUAGGACAUGUGGGGGAGGAGUCUCCUCAUCUCUAAGGCACUGUGACAGUCCAGCGCCUUCUGGUGGAGGGAAGUACUGCCUUGGAGAAAGAAAGCGAUAUCGCUCUUGUAACACUGAUCCUUGUCCAAUUGGAUCACGUGACUUUCGUGAAAAGCAGUGUGCAGACUUUGAUAAUUUACCUUUCCGUGGGAAGUAUUACAACUGGAAGCCAUACACUGGAGGUGGUGUUAAGCCAUGUGCUUUGAACUGCUUGGCUGAAGGAUAUAACUUUUACACUGAACGGUCUCCUGCAGUCAUUGAUGGAACUCGCUGUCAUGCAGACUCACUGGACAUAUGUAUUAAUGGAGAAUGCAAGCAUGUAGGCUGUGAUCACAUUUUGGGCUCUGAUGCAAAAGAAGACAGAUGUCGUGUUUGCGGGGGUGAUGGAAGCACAUGUGAAGCAACAGAAGGUUUAUUCAAUGAUUCCCUGCCUCGUGGAGGAUACAUGGAAGUAGUUCAGAUUCCAAGAGGCUCAGUCCAUAUUGAAAUACAGGAACUGGCAAUGUCAAAAAACUAUAUUGCUUUGAAAUCUGAAGGUGAUGAAUAUUACAUAAACGGUGCCUGGACUAUUGACUGGCCAAGAAAAUUUGAAGUUGCUGGCACAGCUUUCCAUUAUAGGAGACCUGCAGACGAGCCAGAGUCUUUGGAGGCAUUAGGGCCCACUACAGAAAAUUUAGUUGUCAUGGUGCUUCUGCAAGAACCGAACCAAGGGAUUCAGUACAAGUUUAACGUUCCAAUCACGCGCACUGGUAGUGGUGAUACAGAAGUGGGAUUUACAUGGCAUCAUCUGCCAUGGUCAGAAUGCUCAGCCACCUGUGCUGGAGGUGCUCAGAAACAAGAAGUAGUUUGUAAAAGAUUAGAUGACAAUUCCAUUGUCCAGAAUAGUUAUUGUGACCCUGAUAGUAAGCCACCAGAAACUCAGAGAGCUUGCAAUACGGAACCAUGCCCACCAGAAUGGUUUAUUGGAGACUGGUCAGAAUGCAGCAAAACUUGUGAUGGUGGAAUGCGUAUACGAACUGUAUUGUGCAUUAGGAAAAUUGGACCAUCUGAGGAAGAAACUCUGGAUGACAGCCACUGUCUCACCCACAGGCCUGUUGAGAAAGAGCCCUGUAAUAACCAGUCCUGUCCCCCGCAAUGGGUUGCGCUGGAUUGGUCUGAGUGUACUCCCAAAUGUGGCCCAGGAUUUAAGCAUCGAAUUGUUUUAUGUAAGAGCAGCGACCUGAGCAAGACUUUCCCGCCCUCCCAUUGCUCGAGUGAAAGCAAACCUCCAGCCCGGAUUCGUUGCAGCCUUGGGCGAUGUCCACCUCCUCGAUGGGUCACUGGAGAAUGGGGCCUGUGUUCUGCACAAUGUGGUCUGGGCCAGCAGAUGAGAACAGUUCAAUGUCUUUCAUAUACCGGCCAGCCAUCUACUGAGUGUCCUGAAACCCUUCGACCACCCUCAAUGCAACAGUGUGAGAGUAAAUGUGACACUACUCCUAUCACCAAUGCAGAAGAAUGCAAAGAUGUGAACAAAGUGGCUUACUGCCCACUGGUGCUGAAAUUCAAGUUCUGCAGCAGGGCGUACUUUAGACAGAUGUGCUGUAAGACCUGCCAAGGACACUGACCCAAAGCAAGCCUCGUUAAUUCUAUCAUGGAAAAUGUGCCUGCCCUGAAUUCAAAAAGGAUCGGGAUUUGAUGUCCCACAAACUCUACCCUGUGGAAAUUGUAACCACUGGUCAGCUUCAGCUGACAAUAAUUUGCUGUUAUUUUAACUUCUGUGAAGUGGGAUUUUUUUUUAACUAAGGUGCUGGACACAGAGUGGAGGAGAUGCCAGUUCUAAGUUUUCUGCUCAGCAACAUGAAAAACACUCAGCUGUUAUGGACACGCACGUUCACUUGAACAAAUUGAAUAGUUGGUUCAUCUCCAGGGACCAGAAAGUUAAUGUAAUAUAUAUUGGACCUAAAUAAGAGAGAACAGUUUGUAUAUGUUCAAAAGCUGAUAAAGCAGAAAAUAAUAAUUAUGUGAGCUUGCCUAGCUAAAUAAAAACUCUGAAAGAUAUGCUUUCAACACACUUUAGGAACAAUUACAAUUAUUUAUCUCUCACAACAGUGACCAAAAGAAGUUUUAUAGUAUCAACAGAUAAGUUAUUUAAUAAAAACCAAAAAUGGAACAGAUUUCAUCUGUAAAUGGUGCUACAUUUCUAGUCCUUUCCACUAAAAUUCCUAUUUUCAAAGCUAUGUGGUUUAUAAAGAUGAUACCCCAACACUGGAAAUCUGAGUCAGAUUUGCUCCAUUUAGUAAAUGAAAGUGAAUUGAAACAUUAUUCCAGUAAGGCUAUUGAGUGCAUCCAAAUCAAUGAAGGUUUCUUGCUGCCAACCAGACAUUGAAGUUUCAAACUCAAGUGUACAAUGUAAUUUUAACACUUUUUAAAUUUACUAUGUUUUUUUUUUAAACAAAGGCAAACAUGGAUGUUGCUUUACCAUUGUGAAGUAAGGGAAGGCAGAGAUCACACAGCCAGUGCCUUCCCAAUAUCAAUGAUGCGCAGAGCCUGAAAUGUACUGCUCUAACUGCCCUUGUUUACACCACUGGUCUUAGAAUGGCUUUGUCCAUUGAGACCACCAUGCUAGGUAUAACAUGCAGACUAAAUGCUUUGAUAUCAAAAAAACUUGCAAUAAAAAAAAUGCUCCAGAUGCUUUUCUAUUUCAAAAGAGGAAACCCUUGUUUCAAAAUCAAUUUUGUGCUGCUAUCAAGAUAAAUGCAGCCAAAGAAUAUUUGGAAAAGAGAAAAUAUGAAUGAUGUUAGAAGCUUUAGUAGCACUACUCUCAGUAGGAGUAUUAGCAAUACAUUAUGUUUAGAUUUGACAAUGUAUUGUUUACCUGAAAUAAUAUUUAAAUGUGAAACCACAUAGUAUUUGUACACUAAAGGUAAAAACAGACAUGAUUCCAAAGCCCAGUGCUUGCAAAGUAAAUGGCCUAGCUUGAUUAAAGACUCAAUAUGGAGGUAAUAAAAGAGGAUACUUGUUCAUAUUACUAUAGUACUUGAACACUUGCAAGCUGCAGCAAGUACUUAAUGAAUGUGCAUUUGUGUUGAACUGUGCCUCUUUUGUCUAGUGCAAUGAACCUAUGGUAAGUGAGAAUAUUUGUAAAUCAUUGUGUACAAAAUCCAUUAACAUGCAAAACAGGGCACUUUUCAUCAGUUAAGUGAGAUUCUGUAGAUUUUGAAUGAAACAAAUGUUUAGUAGAGUACAUUUAUUUUCAUUUCAAAGGAAUUAUUUUAAAGUAAUUUUCGUGAAAAAUGUGAUUCUUUAAAAUAAAGAAAACUAACUAGCUAAUUACACAUCAGCUAAAAUAUUUAAUCAGCGAGGAUGUGAUUUGUUACACAACAAUGUACAAUUUAAUAAUUUCCUCUAAUGGCAUCUUGCACAGGAAAUUGUCAUUUUGCAUAUUUUUAUAAAGUCAUAUGUAUGAAAAAAACCUUUCCAGAUGUACAGUAAAUGCAGAACAACAUAGUUUUUGACAAUCUAUAUAGGAUGUUGUGCUGCACACUCAGUUAUAACCAUGAAAAUCUUGUCUGUCACCUACUACCUCUGGACAGUAUUUUUAAACUGCUUUCUGCUAUAACACAACUGGCCUUGCCAAUGAGGUGCUUGUUCAAAUGCCUAUAAUUGGGCUUGCUUACAAACUAGUUCCAUAUAUUGGACAUCAUCUUGAAUAAAACUAACCAGUCUACCUUGGUGCUAUAAUGCCUUGAGAAAUCUGAGCUAUCAUAAAGGGAACUGUGUUGCUAUGACAAUCCCAAGAACCAGUGCUUAAUACUCCAGGGCAUGACUGUUUUAAUCAAUAAAUAUUUCACUUUAACAAAGAACUAUGAUUAACUAAUUCCUCUUUACCUCAGAUUAUGUGUUAACAUUGCAAAGACUUGUUUCCAUGGAUUGGUUUGUUUAUUGUUUUGUGGUACUGGUGCUAUAUAACAAGGGAGUUGAAUGCACAUAUAUCUACACUAUAAGAGAGCACUGACAGUUGAAUUAAUGCAACUCCCUCAAGCUCUAUUGGAUAACAUUAUCAAAGGGAGAAGGAUAAAAAAAACCUUAAUAAACCAAAAAGAACAUAAAAUUUUCAACUGGGACCCAAAUAAAUUGGACAGAAAUUAGAUCAGAAAGUGUUUAAAUAGCACAGUUUAUUGCUGCUGCUACCUUGUAGCCACCUUAAUAUCAAUGACUGAAUCCUUUGUAGUUCUCAAGCUGAUAACAGUUAAUUGUUUAAGCUGUAAAGGAAUUUGACAGGCCUGCCAUACUGAGAAGAACACUACUUUGUAGGCAGUACAAUGAAGAGCCCAAGGCAGACACCUACAGUAUUAUUAGCAUCUGGUCAUGUAGAGUAAGAAAGGGCUUGUUCACAGAAAUACCCCCAAGGUGCAUACUUCAUGGAGCGGUACAUUUAAUUAUGGACUCUAUUAAUCACUGAAUGUCACAUAAAUAUCCUUAUCCAGAAUGGAACUAGCAUUGUAUUAUUGUGAUUAGUUGCUUAUAUUUUACAUUCAGUAUUAAUGUGGUACACUGUUAUUAAAUAUUUCCUUUUUGGUAAAUUAUAUGCUAAUUUAUUGCCAUGUUUCAUGACACUUGUUCUCCAUUCAUUUCACUACGUAUAUUGAAAGUUAAUGCUGAAUGCAGUGAAAUGGUGUUCUGUAUUUGUGACACAGGACUGUUUCUUUGGUAAUUUAAAACAAUAAAAGUGCAGCUUCUA
This is a messenger RNA of Hypanus sabinus (Atlantic stingray), 6723 nucleotides long. It is a transcript of the gene adamts6, whose product is annotated as ADAM metallopeptidase with thrombospondin type 1 motif, 6. The record is from RefSeq and is a predicted model, not a curated record. NCBI's taxonomy places the organism in Eukaryota, Metazoa, Chordata, Chondrichthyes, Myliobatiformes, Dasyatidae. Gene Ontology annotation, biological process: extracellular matrix organization; proteolysis. Gene Ontology annotation, cellular component: extracellular matrix. The transcript has 25 exons. Gene Ontology annotation, molecular function: metalloendopeptidase activity. The coding region runs from base 244 to 3606 and encodes 1120 amino acids.